This is a messenger RNA of Camelina sativa (false flax), 617 nucleotides long. Lineage: Eukaryota; Viridiplantae; Streptophyta; Magnoliopsida; Brassicales; Brassicaceae. The record is from RefSeq and is a predicted model, not a curated record.
GUUCUUGAACUGCUCAAGUCUUCUGCUAUUGACCGAUACACAAAGGAAAGAAGUAGUAUUGUGGUGAUUGGGCUUAGUAUUCACACAGCUCCUGUUGAGAUGCGUGAGAAGCUUGCUAUUCCUGAAGCUGAAUGGCCACGAGCUAUCGCUGAGUUAUGCGGUUUGAAUCAUAUCGAAGAAGCUGCUGUUCUCAGUACUUGCAACCGCAUAGAGAUUUAUGUCUUGGCUCUCUCUCAGCAGCGUGGUGUCAAAGAAGUUACUGAGUGGAUGUCUAAGACGAGUGGGAUCCCAGUUUCGGAGAUCUGUCAGCACCGUUUUCUAUUGUAUAACAAGGACGUCACACAACAUAUAUUCGAAGUCUCAGCUGGUUUGGACUCUCUUGUACUAGGAGAAGGUCUGAGACUUGCACAGGUUAACCAAGUUGUUAAAAUAGGUUGCUCUUGCACAAAUGGAAUACCAAUUACCACGAUUAACUAGAAUGUGGACUCACCUUGAUAAACGUAUCUUGCGUACUCAAGUAAGUAAAAUAUAUACUUCUGCAGUUCUAAGUCUCUUUUGCCUCUGCUCCUUGUGUCAUUUGUCAAAAAUGGUGUGUGGCAUGGUUUGUGAUGAGUUGA